CGAAAUACAUGCUACUAGAGCAGUUUUUAUCCCAGAUAUAGUUAGUGUGCGUCCAAUCGAGUCCAAAACAACAACCAAACCAGCGACCACAACCAUUGAAAGCCAUCAAGAUGAAAUUAUUACGGAAAAAGUGUUUGAAAAAACGACGGAACCCCUCCUUUCACCUACGGAAGCUACUACUAAUGCUAUGAAUGAAACAACGAGCGGUAUCCAGCAGUUAUACACAGAAAAAAUCAAUAUAACUCAAUUGUCUUCAACAGAAUCACAGGGCGAACAUAGAACCGUGUCGUCUAAUGUCCCUCAAAUGGAGUCGAAUGUAAAAUCCACAGUACCUUCAUUUACUGUUCACAAAGAAGCAGAAACAACAAAAGCAAGAUUGAGUAAACUUGGUACCGAUUCAGAUGAGCCAUCGACUAUCAGCAACAGUAUUUUUAAAACGCUUCUUUUUUCCUCCAGUAGCACGUUUGCCACGAAUACUGCUGCAGUGGAGAAACAAAGUGAGUCGCUAACUAAUCAGAAUACAGAGACUGCCACAACAACUUCAACAUCGACUGAAGAUGCAUCCACGGUCACCCAAAAGGGUAUCAAUGAAGGCACACAAGAGAAGAAAAUUUUAAGCCAAACUGAUACCACUACAGCCUCUUCUACUACCAAAUUAUAUGUUGAUAGUUCGGAUGAAAGCGGAGUCAUAAUGCCUUCGUUAAGAGAUGUUAUUCACGACACUAUUCCUCGCAGCAAGUCGAACUUGUCUGCGAUAUUGGAACAAUUUCAUAAACACUUUGGUGAUCGUCUUCUCGUAAUUCAGAAAAAGACCAUUGAAUCAACGACAACCAGUCAGCCAACAACAACGACCAGUCAGCCGACAACAACGACGACCAGUCAGCCAACAACGACGACCAGUCAGCCAACAACGACGACUAGUCAGCCAACAACGACGACUAGUCGGACAACAACGACGACCAGUAAACCAAUGAUGACGACCAGUGAGACAACAACAACUAGUCAGCCAACAACAACGACCAGUCAGCCAAUAACGACGACCAGUCAGUCAACUACAACGGCCAGUCAGCCAACUACAACGACCAGUCAGCCAACUACAACGACCAGUCAGCCUACAACAACGACCAGUCUGGUGGCAACCAAAGCCAGUCAGCGACCAACGAGGGCCAGUCAUUCAACAACAACGACCAGUCAGGCAACAACAACGACCAGUCAGCCAACAAUGACGACCAGUCAAGCAACAACAAUGACCACCACGCCAACAACGACAAUGACAAGUUUGCCAACUGCAACGACCAGUCAGCCUACAACAACGACCAGUCAGCCAACAACAACGACCAGUCAGCCAACAACAACGACUAGUCAGCCAACAACUAAGACCAGACAGACGACCAGUCAGCCAAAUACAACAAACAGUCAUCCAAUGACGACGAUCAGUCAGCCAACAACAAUGACCAGCCAGUCAAUAACGACGACCAGUCAGUCAACUACAACGACCAGUCAGAUAACUACAACGACCAGUCGGGUGACAACAAAAGCCAGUCAGCCAACAACGAGGGCCAGUCAGUCUACAACAACGACCAGUCAAGCAACAAUGUCGACCAGUCAUCCUACAACAACGACCAGUCAAGCAACAACAACGACCAGUCAGCCAACAACAACGACUAGUCAGCCAACAACUAAGACCAGACAGACGACCAGUCAGCCAAAUACAACAAACAGUCAUCCAAUGACGACGAUCAGUCAGCCAACAACAAUGACCAGCCAGUCAAUAACGACGACCAGUCAGUCAACUACAACGACCAGUCAGAUAACUACAACGACCAGUCGGGUGACAACAAAAGCCAGUCAGCCAACAACGAGGGCCAGUCAGUCUACAACAACGACCAGUCAAGCAACAAUGUCGACCAGUCAUCCUACAACAACGACCAGUCAAGCAACAACAACGACCAGUCAGCCAACAACAACGACUAGUCAGCCAACAACUAAGACCAGACAGACGACCAGUCAGCCAAAUACAACAACCAGUCAUCCAACGACGACGACCAGUCAGGCAACAACAACGACCACCCAACCAACAACGACCACCCAACCAACAACGACGACCAGUCAGCCAACAACAACGACCAGUCAGCCAACAACAACGACUAGUCAGCCAACAACUAAGACCAGACAGACGACCAGUCAGCCAAAUACAACAACCAGUCAUCCAACGACGACGACCAGUCAGGCAGCAACAACGACUACCCAACCAACAACGACGACCAGUCAGGCAACAACGACGACCACCCAGCCAACAACGACGACCAGUCAGCCAACAAAUAAGACCAGACAGACGACCACUCAGCCAAAUACAACAACCAGUCAGUCAAAAAUAACGACCAGACAGACGACCACUCAGCCAAAUACAACAACCAGUCAGUCAAAAAUAACGACCAGACAGAUGACCACUCAGCCAAAUACAACAACCAGUCAGUCAAAAAUAACGACCAGUCAGCCAAAUACAACAACAAGUCAGCCGACAACGACUACCAGUCAGACAACAUCAACGACUAUUCAGUCAACUGCGACGACCAGUCAGGCACCAACAAAUACAACCAGUCGGGCUUCAACAACGACCAGUCAGCCAAUAACAACGACUAGUCAGACGACCAGACAGCCAUCGAAGACUACCAGUCAGUCAACAACGACGACCAGUCGGUCAACAACGACGACCAGUCAGUCAACGACGAUGACCAGUCAACCGACAACGGCGACCAGUCAACCGACAACGUCGACCAGUCAACCGACAACGACGACCAUUCAGCCAAACACAACAACUAGUCAGCCAACGAUGACGACCAGCCAGCCAACAACUAGGACCAGACAGACGACCAGUCAGCCAACGACAACGACCAGUCCGCCAGAUACAACAACCAUUCAGCCAACAACUACUAGUCAGGCGACCAGCCAGUCAUCAACGUCGACCAGUCAGCCAACAAUGACGACCAGUCAGCCAACAACAACGACCACUGCAAAUUUAACGCCAAGACGCUCUUUCAUAUCAGGAAUGCGUAAAGUAGUAAAAUGCCGAAAGACAAAGUCAGGAAGAAAAGUCUGCAUUCCAGUUCUUAGAAGAAUGAAAUGGAGAAAAAAUAAAGAACAAAUAACCAUAGGAGGAAGACCAAUGAAAUAUUACGUUUCGAGAAAACUUUCAAGAACGAAAUUUUCACAAAAAGAAUGUCAGAAACGAUGCGGAUUACGAGGAAAAUGUACAACUUACGGAAUGUGCAAAUGUGAACCUGAAUACGCGGGACAAUUUUGUGAACGAUCAUCUUGUGACGUCAUGUGUAAGAACAAUGGUGUCUGUACUUCAAGAAACACCUGCAAAUGUGUUAAUGGAUAUUUUGGGCCAACAUGUGGCGAAUUCAGAUGUGAAGACCCAUGCCAAAAUGGAGGCACAUGUAUACGACCCAACACCUGCAACUGUGCAAAAGGAUUUGAAGGCAAUCUGUGUGAAAAUCCGGUUUGCGAUCCUGGCUGUGUGAACGGAGGAAAAUGUGAAUCUGGCAACGUGUGUUUGUGUCCCCAAGGUUACGAGGGAGACAGAUGCCAGAAAGCCGUCUGCAAUCCUGAGUGUCAAAAUGGCGGCCAUUGCAUCAGGAAGAAUGUGUGCACCUGCGCGAGAUUGUUCCUGGGUGACAGAUGCCAGAUAAGUGUCUGUUCCCCAGGAUGUGGUCACGGCGGUCGUUGUAUGAAAAAUAAUAAAUGUCUUUGUAAGACCGGGUGGACUGGGAACCAUUGCAAUACACCAAUAUGUAUUGACAAAUGUGCAAACGGUGGUGUCUGUGUUUCUCCUAACAAAUGUAAAUGCAAGGCAGGAUGGUCUGGAUCUUCAUGCAGGACAGGUCAUUGCAGAAGAUGUCGGUUCGGUUCGCGCUGCGUACGACCAAAUACUUGUCGAUGUCCGUACGGUCCACGAGGAAAGAGCUGUAGGCUGAGGUUACUUCUCAGCAGAAGAUCUUCAAUACGGCGAUUUUGAAACUGGAUCUACCUUUCUAAUCAGAAUCUCCAUUGACCGAACAAAGGGACGUCGAUUCAGAAGUAGAGAACGAGCACAAACUCUCGUUCGUCAUAAACUUCAUCCGCUAUAGUCAAGGUUCUAAAAUGUACCUAUGUCAUCAUAGUGUUUUGAACUAUGCUUGUGUGUCGUCAGAAUGCUAAAUCUACUUUUUACUUAUGACGUAAUACGCCGUUUGAAUACUAUUUAUUGAGCUAUUUAUUGUAUUAACUUCGCUUUUUUAAAAACUGAACAAUGAUAAAAAUGAUUGCAGUGCUUCUGGCAUUGUAAAAAAGUAUUUGUUCUCGCGCUAUUUGAGUAGAUCUCUGCCGUUUUACCUGAAAAUGAGGUCCUUUCGAAUAAAACCAGGUUAUGUACAUGUGAUUACUGCCAGAAGCAAUGCAUUAAACCAGGGAUGUGCAACCUGCGGCACACAAGGAAAAUUUGUGCGGCCUGCAGAGAAGUGCCAAUUUUGAAUCAUGUGCGGCUUGCGAGUUUUUAAUUAAUUUAGUUUUAUCUGAUAAUUCCAAUCCCCUCGCGUUGCAAUCCUAUACAUUACCAAUCAAAUUUAUUAUCUAUGCCUAUGACGUUAUAAUGCCCUAACAGCGAAAAACACAUGUCAUAAAAUUAAUAACCAAAACUAAAAGGCCUAUGUUUAAUGAAGGUGCGGCCGCAGGUUCACUCAUUUUUUUGUAUAUCUGGCCCACUGGUAUUAAAGGUCGCACACCCUUAAUUCAAAAUACGCACAGAAACUGCUUAAAAUUGAAUUCUAAAAGAUGUAGGCAUACUCUGCCUGAAUCUAUUUCCACGUUGAGUCGACGAAUUGAAAUGAAAACUGCGGCACCUGAGUUGUUUAUGAUUUCAAAACUUUGCGGAAUUUAUCAUGCAGAUCUGGCUGGCCUCCUGGCAGUAGACUUUCAAAUCCUGUGCCAACUGGUAUCACUAACUUUCCUGAUGAAUCCUAAACUCUCGGAUCGU
Messenger RNA from Styela clava, 5017 nucleotides. The record is from RefSeq and is a predicted model, not a curated record. Lineage: Eukaryota; Metazoa; Chordata; Ascidiacea; Stolidobranchia; Styelidae.